Molecule: messenger RNA, 1776 nt
Organism: Schistosoma rodhaini
Lineage: Eukaryota; Metazoa; Platyhelminthes; Trematoda; Strigeidida; Schistosomatidae
Source: the annotation of a GenBank genome assembly
AUGACCUUGGUCCUCAAAACGGUCCGUCUUUUUCAACAUAUAUCGUGCAACGUGCGUAUGGCUAGUACAUCUUUUAUUAAAGAAGGCUGUGCGGAAGUCAUGCUUCCAGAUGGUGUGUUUUACAACCCCGUACAAGAAUUUAACAGAGACCUUACAAUAGCUGUAGUAAAUCAGUUUGGAAAGUUGCACAGAAGAGAAGCUAUUCUGAAAAUGAAGGACAAAAUGAAUGAAACUCCUGAUUGCCCUCGUGGCCUAAAGAUAUUGGAGGCAUUAGCAGCAUCUGGAAUUAGAUCUGUUAGAAUGGCUCUCGAAGUUUCAAAUGUAUCGAGUAUUAUUGCCAAUGAUCUUAGUCCAGAGGCUGUUGCUUUGAUACAGAAGAAUGUCACCCACAAUAAUGUGGGGAGUAUUGUCAGUACAGUCUGCGGUGACGCUGUGGACCUUAUGCACCAACAUCGGUUACUUAAAGAAAGGUUUGAUGUAGUCGAUAUCGACCCAUUUGGAACAGCAAGUCCGUUUUUAAACACAGCUGUUCAGUGUUUACGUAAUGGUGGACUUCUUUGUGUCACUUCAACAGAUUUGGCUGUGUUGUGUGGGAGCACUCCUGGGACUUCGAUGGGAAAGUAUGGUGGGAUGGCCAUUAAAACAGGCUCUACACAUGAAGUUGGAUUACGAAUACUUUUAAAUGGUAUGCAGUUGGCUGCUAGUCAGCAUGGUAAAGUUAUUGAACCUUUAUUAUCGUUGUCGGUGGAUUUCUACAUUCGUGUAUUUGUACGUGUUUGGUCCAGUCCUAUAUCUGUAAAAGCUAUUGCAGCUAAACAUGGUAUUUGCUAUAUUUGUCCUGGAUGCUUAGCCUAUCACAUACAACCUUUUGGAGAAGCAGUUAAUACCAGUAAAGUAGUUACCGCAGCUCAUGGCCCACCUAUAGGACCUCAGUGUAUAGAAUGCGGUUCGAAAUUUCAUGUGUUUGGUCCUAUUUGGAUUGGACCUUUACAUAGUCGUACAUUCCUACAUGAGUUUCUUUCAGAUUUAGGCUACCCUCCCAAAAACCUUAAUAACGGUACAUCAAAUUGUUUAAAUGGUGAAAAUCACUCAUCUUCAACACAAUUAGAUACAAGUACUGGAUCAGGUGAAUCAACUCUAACAAAUAAAAAUUAUGGCACAUUUAAGCGUAUCAUCGGUAUGGCUACUGUGGCAUAUGAAGAACUUCCAGAUGUUCCUUUAUAUUACAUAGCUGAUCAAUUAGCAUCAGUUUUUGGUUGUACCAUCCCUAAACAACCAGACUUAUAUUCUUGUCUUCUGAAUGCCAACUACCGUGUUUCUUGCUCGCAUGCUGAUAAAAAUUCUCUGAAAACAGAUGCUCCGCAUUCAUUUGUACUCGACUGUUUUCGGUCUCAUUGUGAUAGGAUAAAACAUAAAAUAGAAAAACCUGACCUUGAGUCAAAUGAUGAAGGAAGUUCCGAAACGGAAAUAAAUGCAGCAUCAAAGGUCAGUGUUCGAAGCAGAAGACGCUCCAGGAGAAAGCAGCAUGCUGAUGGUAACUUGGAAAUCUCAUCGGACAUGGAAGAGACAAAUAUUGAGUCGAAUAGUAAUGUUUCGCACAGUCAAACAGUACGUAUCAGAUUAAGAACCAGACCAAUUAAUCCAUCAGUAUCUUUCACUCGUCAUCCACUUGCUGAACCUCCAUCGAAAAAUGAUGGUCUAGUUAGAUAUCAAAUAAAUCCUGAGAAAUAUUGGGGUCCAAAGUCGAGACCGAAAAUGAAGAAAACAUCACCUUGA